Messenger RNA from Phragmites australis (common reed), 456 nucleotides. Its product is annotated as WAT1-related protein At4g01440-like. The coding region runs from base 1 to 456 and encodes 151 amino acids. Gene Ontology annotation, cellular component: plasma membrane. The transcript has 3 exons. NCBI's taxonomy places the organism in Eukaryota, Viridiplantae, Streptophyta, Magnoliopsida, Poales, Poaceae. Gene Ontology annotation, molecular function: transmembrane transporter activity. The record is from RefSeq and is a predicted model, not a curated record.
AUGGCGCGCAUCGAUGAGUGGAAACCGGUGAUCGCAAUGCUAGUCUUUGAUCUGAUCUCUGCUGUGACAACAGCCUUGAUCAAGAAAGCGCUCGAGGAGGGUCUCGACCGGCUAGUACUCAUCACACUGCGGCAACUGGUGGCCACAGUCUUCCUUGCUCCGAUUGCAUAUUUCAAAGAACGGAGCACAAGGCCUAAGCUCACACUGGAGAUCCUCGUGUACCUCUUCUUCAGUGCAGCGUUUGGCGCCGCGCUAUCUCAAUACACCUUCUUCUACGGUCUGCAGUACACGACCGCAACAUUUGCCAUAACUUUCACCAACAUGACUCCUGUGCUCACUUUCCUCAUUGCGGUCUUGCUAAGGUGCUCCAGUAUUCUAAUCUGCUCCUUUCCUUCACCUGGUUUUCCUGUGUUGUCUGAAACCCUGGAAUACCAUUACUCCUUCAUUCAGGAUUGA